Molecule: messenger RNA, 5164 nt
Organism: Mustela lutreola (European mink)
Lineage: Eukaryota; Metazoa; Chordata; Mammalia; Carnivora; Mustelidae
Gene: SPMAP2L
Product: sperm microtubule associated protein 2 like
Exons: 9
Coding region: 107-1474 (455 amino acids)
Source: RefSeq, a predicted model, not a curated record
GGGGUGGGGCGGGGCGGGGCUCCUCCCGGCCCGCGGAAGACACAGAGCGCGCCUGCGCCGCCCCUCCACGAUCAGCGCGGUGCGCAGCUGGAGCUCCUAAGCCCUGAUGGAGAACGAGGAGUUUUUAGACUCCUCUGCCUUUCCGGAUGGGCGUGGCGCGAGAAAAAUAUCCGCUCCCUCCGAAGCCCUUCGGAAGCCCUUAGUACUGAGGCUCCUGGAGGCGCACAAGCAUGAGGGGCCUGAGGAGCCAGAGGAGUCUGAGGAACCUGAGGAGCCUGAAGAGGCCAGCAAGCAGAGCCUCCCAGACCAAUGGGACGAGUUUGAUGAGCCCGAGGAGACAUCUGAACCCCACGCGCCCUAUGAGCUCCACGAGCCCUAUGAGCCCCACGAACCCUAUGAGUUCCACGGAGCCUACGCGCCUCAAGCACCCCGCAAGCCCCGUAAGCUCCAUGAGCCCCAUAAACCCCAGGAGUCCCAUGCUCCCCGAGAGCUCCACAGGCCCUACGAAGUCCAGUUGCUUCCCAGAGCUGCCGCCAUGGUGAUCUCCCCUUCUCUGGUGACCAGGUUCCCGCCGAAGGUUCCGCCAUCUUCCCUGAGCGAACCUGGUGUCUGUGGCAUUGCAAGAAAACGUUUAUUUUCUAGGAAGAGAAUCCAAGAUCUUUCUAGGCCCAAAAAACAAUGGGGAACCCCAGAUAGAAAACUGUUUUGGGGGAAUCAAGAUCCUAUUUGGCCUAUCGCCCAUACUGCUUUGAAAACUCAGCUGACCAAGAGACUGGAGGAGCUUGCCCAUCCCAAAGAAGUCUCCCACCAAUAUGUACCUAACAGGGCUCAAUAUUACUACAGCUGCGGUAGAGAGUCUGGAAUUUGGGAGAUCCCUUCUUCUGCCCUGUUGAGCCAACCCUCCAAAAGGAUCCAGAAGCUGGCACAGCCCAACAGAUUCAGGAAAGAAUAUCUAAUAAAUAGGCCCUACAGUGAUUACUUAACAAGAGAUUCUCUUCAAAUCUCUUAUCCUUCUGCCCGGAUAUUACAACUCUCUAUAGCCAAAGCCACAAAUCCAAACUAUGUUCCUCCAAAAACGAUUGGAACCGAGAUUUCAGUGCCUGCCCUGACUGCUGUUGCCACUCCAAGAACUAUAGACCUUGCCCAUCCAAGGAUCAAGAUAGAGGGUCUGUGCUUUGAAAGAGAACAAAGUGAACUGCCCAUCCGUCCUAUACCCCGUGCUGCCUUGCUAUACAAACCUACCCCUCGAAUAAUAGCUCUAGCUAAGGCCAGGCCUCUUCAUCGAGAUUAUCGACCUGACCGUGAUGCCCACUGGCCAGUAUCUUAUGCUGCUAUCCAUUGCAAACUAUCUCCCAGAAUUCAAGAACUAGCCAAUCCAAAUAAAAGGUCACAUUCUUUUUCCCCCAUUUCAGGUCUCCUGUGCAUAUUAUAUAUUACGAUCCAGAUGUUUUUAAAGUCAAGCCAGCUGCUUUGAAAAGUCAGUGUUCUCCAAGGAUCCAGGAGCUGGCAGAACCAGUUGUGCAUUAAAUACAGAAAGCCGCAUCAGUCAGACUCUAGUUAUGUGUCUAGAAAACAUAUGAGGUGACUUAGUUCCCUACUCUGAGCUCAUCACCUCGUAUUCCCGCAUCCUCUCCAAACCAUCGAGAUCUCCAGGGAACACCACUGUGACCAUCAAAUAGCAAUUCCUGGUGUUACCUGCAGUCAUGUCUUCAGCAGAUUUGGAGACUCGAGCACACAAUAAAAGAGAAGCUGAGAGCCUGCCUUAUCCUUGCUCUAUCUCCUCACAAGCAUCUUGGCCAUCUCAUUGCUCUGGCUGACCUGAGCAAACAAUUCCUUGUGUUUGCUGACUUUGUUUUCCUUUGCCUGGAGAGAUCCAGAUUCCCCAGCAGCUGGUCUCUGCUCAGUCUCUGCUCUAGUAAAUCCUGGGAACGGGAAUAAUUCUUUGUGUUGUUUUUCCAACCUCCCCUCCUUAACCAAGAAGUAAGACCGAAACGGUGAAGCCUUUUGGGAUAACUUGAAAUGCUUUUCAUGAUCCGUAGAUGAAAUUUAGGGAACAGGUUGCCUUAAAUAAUCACCCCUGCCCCAAUCUCUGUUCCUUCACUCAGGCUGCGUCAUUUAUCAGGAAUGACAGAAAAAGCAAGGUAUUUGGUAAGCAUUGGAUUCUCUGUCAAGUUACAUCUGCCCAGAGUUUUUAAAAUUUAAUUGUUUUAUUCUCUUUAGGGAUCAGUAUUUUACAAAUGAAACUAAGUUUUAUGACAUAUUUAGAUUUACAUGAAAAUGAUCUUAUCUGAUAACCAGUUUUACAGAUGGCUGAGUUCUGUCUCCAAUGCUCUGUGUUAAGGAGAUAACUAGUGUUAUGGAGAGGCAAUAUCAUGUAAUUUUGAACUUGCAUUUUGGAAUCAGGCAGACCUGGCUUAGUCUCCCCAUGGAUCAUUUAUGGCAGGUAUGUGAUUUUGAACACAUUUCCUAACCUCUGCCCCCACCCCGUGCCUGUUUCUUUAUGUGUAAAAUGGGUUCCUGCUGCAUUAUUGUAAAGAUUAAAUAAGAAAAUUAUGGGGGUUCCUGAGUGACUCAGUCAGUUGAGCAUCCAGCUUGUGAUUUCAGCUCAGGUCACGAUCUCAGGGUUGUGAGAUUGAGCCCCACAUCCUGCUCUGCACUCAGUGGGGAGUCUGCUGCUUUCCCUCCCUUACCCCUCCCCCCAUUUGCACUCCCUCUCUCUCACACUCUCUCUCAAAUAAAUAAAUCUUUUAAAAAAAGAAAAUCAUGUAAAAAAGUAUGAAUUGGGAAAAAAUUGUUUACAAAUUUAGCUCCUUUUAUCUUCUAAGAGGGGGAAGGGAUAGUUCAUAUCAAUGGGAAAAUAAAAACCUUUAUGGCUUGAUUCAUACAUCGAGUGAAUGUUUGUUGAGUGGCUUUGCUUUGCCAGGUACUGUACCAGGCAUUGGAGAUCAUCCCACUAACCCCAACAGCUCUCAUGGGCUGUUGAGCCAAUUGGGAGAGAUGGAGGUAAUUCACACAUUCACUAAUGUAAAACUACACAGGUGGCAAAGUGCCAUGACAGAGAGAUUAUAAUCCUGGAAAUAACAGGAUAGAGAACUCUGACUCCCUUGGGAGGGCAGAGGAAUAUUUUUUUAAUGAAGGGAUAAUUGGGCUGGAAUCUAAAAAUUGAGUAAGGUUAACUAACCACAUAGGAGGUGGGAAGUCAGUCCAGGUAGUGGGAACAUGUGUUUAGUGGACAUUUGUUGAUUUGGGAGCCAUCCUACAUCCAUUUCUCCUCCUCCUGAUAAGAACUCCCAGUUUGCUUUUGGAGAAUUACUUUGUCUUCAUUGUUUAAAGCUUUACUGGUACUUUUUUUUAGUAUUUUAUUUAUUUGAGAGAGAGAGCACACAAGCAGGGGGUAAGGGGCAGAGGGAGAGGGAGGAGCAGACUCCCCACUGAGCAGGAAGCCCAAAGCAGGGUUCAAUUCCAGGACCCUGAGAUGAUGACCUGAGCCAAAGGCAGACAUUUAACCAACUGAGCCACCCAGGCGCCCCUGGGGCUUUGAAGCUUAUGCAGAGUGGUGCAAGGGCUGGUGUUUCCCAGUAGCGGUGCCCUGAUGAGACUUAUUCUGCUCCUACCCCCUGAGUCCCUGGAGCUGCCGUGACCCUUCGCCUACUCCUUUGACUCAGCAGGUGCCCGCAGCCUUCUAGUAAAUCCCCUGUGGCAGGCAGACAGAUGCAGUGAGGACUGAAGGAAAGCCGGUUUCAUUCAAACAGAGGUAGAAACGGGGUUGCACGUUGCAAGAGGAGCAGAAGGAGGGAAGCCAGACCAUGCAGGGCCCUGGAGGCCAUGUUGAAGGCUAUGCUUUUUAUCCUAAAACCCAUGAGAGUUGUUGGAGUAAUGUACACACAGGGAUAAUGUAACCAGGGUUGCCAUUUGAAAAAACGUCCUUGGACAAAUAAAUCAGAAGGGAGACAGUAGAAGUAGGUAGACCAGGGGGCUAUUUAGUAGGUUGGACGAAAGAAGAAAACAGUUUGGUGGUACAAUAGUAAAGAUGGAAAGAAAUGACAAACUGACAAGAGAUUUGAGGAGGUGAAUUUUUAUGGCAUUUGGUGAUGGGUUGAAUAUGAAUAUGGUGUGGGAGAGAGGGAAGCAGUUAAGAACUCCUGGAUUUCUAAGUUAUGAAAUAAGCUAGAAGCGUCUGAAUACACAAAUGGACAAUGGCCGGGCCGUUACGACAGUAGACUCUGACUUACAGCCUUCGCAGGGAUCACCAGGUUAGGGACCUAAACCACAACCCCUGUAGCAAUUAGCCCAGAAGGGUCAGGAUUUGGUCAGUGGUCCUUACUGCUGCCAAUUUUUGCCCCCACCUCCAAGUUUCAGGGCCAACCAGAGAGAGCCAAAUAUAUUCCCCAGGCCAGUCACACAGGAUGCCCUAUUUCUGGUUAGCUCAUCUCUGAGCUCCCCCCACCAGCAGCCUUUAAUCAGAGCAUGCCCAAACCUCCUCCUUGUCCCCUGUAAAGCUUUAACACUCUGUCUUUGAGUCUCUGCCAGAUGCAAGCAGCAAUGUCUGACUCAUAAUACAAGCUCUAAAUAAAUAGCCUGGUGUGUCCUCAUUUGGGUAAUCUUGAUUUCCACAAUUUAUCCCUUCAGUGGGAGAGGACCAGAAGAGGAAACUAGAGAAGCAUGUGUUCAGUUCUGGACACUUAGAUUAGAAGACGCUUUUUGGAUGCUUUGAGAUCAAAGGAGAUGCCAGGUGCCGGGCUAUCUUAAGACUUGCUUGGUUCCUGGGCACUUUUGCCUUUCUGGGUUCUUCCUUAUAUUAAUAUGAAAAAUUACAUUUUAUGACUGUUCUUAUAAAGAUGGACAUAUUAAUAUUGCAUAUUAAAAUAUUUUUUUAACUAAAAGUUUCUUUUUUCAUUCUCAUUUAAAGCUGCAACAUCUUUGUGAGCUCCUGAAAAUACUGUGAGCUACGGGCAUUGGGCCUACUGUCCCCAAUAAGACAGAUGGCCCUGUUCAGGUAGGCAGUCCAUAUAUGGGUCUGUGUUGCUGUGAGUGGACCUGUCUACUGAGGAUUAACAGGUGCAAGUCAUCUCUGUCAAGUGUGAUUGAACCUGGGGUGGAGGGGGGAGAGAAGAGGGACCAGGAAGGUAUGAACCCUGACUUGGUAUUUGCUGAUAUUGAGGAA